CCGUGCGAAACUUGCCACUUCAAAAACUCUUUUUAAUUCCAAUUUUUUAAUUGACAUUCGUUGAAGAUUUCUCUUUAGUUCUGUAAAACGUAAUUUAACAGUUUUCGCAUUCCAAGUACGUUUUGCCACUGUUGGAUCAUCCCCUCCCUUUCGGUGAACUUGAGAGAUGUCGAACUUACGUUCAACUUUUCAAAGGGCACGAUUGUUAGCUAACCAAACAAGCAAUGGACAAAAAGCCACCAUGUGCAAUGUAGCUGUGCCAUCUAAACCAAGACCGACGCCAGAUGCCUCUAAAUUUGAAAACAACAUCGUCACGUCGCCGUUUCGUGAUUGCAAACUCCACGACAUGUCGAUGGUCCAAAAGCUUUUCGAAAGUGCCAGCCGCUGGCCCUCGAAAAUUGCUAUGGAAUGCGGAAUAACUGGACGUAAAUACAGUUACGAGAUGAUGCGCCAAUUGAUUCGCCGUUUCGGCAGCGCCCUGACUCGAAUGGGAUUCCAGAAGGGCGAAGUGUUUGCCAUCAUUUCGCCAAACGUUCCCGAAUUCCCUAUUGCGUUGUUCGGAGCCUCAGGUGCUGGGAUGCCCGUCUCUUUGGUCAACCCUACAUACACUCCCGAGGAAAUGGCUCGUCAAUUGUCCAUCAAUGGUGCCACUGCUCUUUUCGGUGUUGCACCGAUGGCCGCGACGUUGAAAGAGGUGGCCCGCCUUUGCCCAACUAUUCGACGUGUCAUCCUGUUGGGUCCACCUCAGGAAGGAAUCGUUUCCUUCCAGGAAAUGGCACAAGACUCUGGUGAUCUUUUCAACGAAAACCUCGACAUUAAUGCCAAGGAGGAUACCUUUCUGCUUCCCCACUCGAGCGGAACAUCAGGAUUACCAAAGAGUGUCAUGUUGACUCACUUUAACAUGAGUUCCAACGUCAUGCAAUUCUUGGAACCUGGCGGUACCAACCACCGGAUGGCUACAUCCGAUUACCAAGACAUUUACAUGUGUCUUCUUCCCUUCUUCCACACCUACGGCAUCACGAUCCUAAUGAAUACGGGAUUCGAAACAGGCGCCAAACUAGUGACGCUGCCACAAUUCGAUGUCCAAACUUACUUUAAGGCCAUCGACGAUCAUAAGCCGACUGCGUUACACAUUGUUCCACCUCUUGCAUCACUUCUCGCCCAAUAUCCGGCUCUAAAAACCGAAUCAUUCAAUCGGUUACACACCAUUUUCUGCGGUGCGGCUCCGUUAAGCGUUCAGGCGACAGUUAAUCUCCUCCAACGUCUAAAUGUUCCAAAUUUGAGUCUCCAAGAAGGUUAUGGACUUUCGGAAACAUCGCCCGGAAUUCUAAUGUCUCCGUUAGGAAAUAUCAAGCUCGGCUCUUGUGGUUCUCCCAUUUCCAGAUCAAAGGCCAAAAUUAUCGAUCACGAGAUUGGUGAUGACCCUCUGGGACCUUACCAGCAAGGUGAACUCUACGUCGCCGGCCCGCAGGUCAUGAAGGGAUACUGGAACAACCCCAAAGCGACUCAAGAGAUGAUUGGUGAAGACGGCUGGCUCCGCACUGGAGACGUCGCCUAUUACGAUGACGAAGGCAACUUUUACAUCGUCGAUCGUCUCAAAGAACUCAUCAAAGUCAAAGGAUUCCAGGUUGCUCCGGCUGAGCUCGAGGAUAUCCUGACCAGCCAUCCGGCUGUUGCCGAAGCGGCUGUUAUUGGCAUCCCUGACGAACAGGCAGGUGAACUUCCACGGGCUUAUGUCGUCAAGAAACCUGGAAUGGAUUCGGUCAGCGAUGCUGAAAUCGCAGCUUUCGUCAAUUCCAAAGUAUCGGGCCAUAAACAACUGAAGGGAGGCAUCCAGUUUUGCACGGCGAUCCCCAAAAAUAACAUGGGCAAGAUUCUGCGACGUGAACUACGAGCUCAGUUCGCUAAUGCAAAGUAAAUUGCUCAAAUGACGUAGGAACAAAGUUGUAACUCCCAUUGUUUUGUUUUAAUCACUUGCUGCGCAAUACUUGUUCGCUAUUAUCACCCACACCGUUUUCAAUCUCCUCUUGACUUUUCGUUUUUUAGGGUUUAAGGAAUAACAAUGUGAUCUUUGACUAUACUCAAUAACCUGACCGAAACACUCAAAGAAUUAACGUUGGCGUAAAUAAAAAAAAUUGUAUCAUAAAACGUGUCUUCCACAAUAACAACAGCAAAGAAACAGU
Daphnia carinata is the source of this 2183-nucleotide messenger RNA. RefSeq lists its product as uncharacterized. Bases 167 to 1918 code for a protein of 583 amino acids. Gene Ontology annotation, molecular function: CoA-ligase activity. Lineage: Eukaryota; Metazoa; Arthropoda; Branchiopoda; Diplostraca; Daphniidae. The record is from RefSeq and is a predicted model, not a curated record. The transcript is spliced from 9 exons.